Molecule: messenger RNA, 1398 nt
Organism: Physella acuta
Lineage: Eukaryota; Metazoa; Mollusca; Gastropoda; Physidae
Product: large ribosomal subunit protein uL10m
Source: RefSeq, a predicted model, not a curated record
AUGAUAAGAAGAAGAUAAUUAAAAACUUAUAGGCCUACAUUGUUGCCAAAAUUUUGAUACAUGCAAUAAGCCUGGCUGAUUUAAAUUAAAAUAAACAAGAAACAACACUUGUUGGUACUUAAUUAUUUCACAAAACCCCUUUUCUCAUGUAUUCAUGACAUGAAUAAAAAUGAAAAAUACACGUUAGUUAAUUCAAAGGUUCACUGUGGAUUUUUCAACUAGAUUUUUUUUAAAUAUAGUACUACUACCAGUAUCAAAGCAGAAUUCAGCAGAUUAAUUUUAAAAUGGCUUUUGGUUCUAGACAACUUAUACGCCAGUUUUCAUCUACAUCUUCCUUGCUUGCUUUGCCGAACAUUCAAAAACCUCGUGUCCCAUGGACAGAGAGAAGGAUUUUAAAUGCCGUGACGGUUCCACUUCUGCCGCCUGACACACGGCCACUUCCUGUCAUAUGCUAUGCUGAAAAGUUGAAAAAGGAAAAGCGAAAAAAAACUAAGCUUGCUGAAGCCUACCAUCAGUUCAAGCUGAAUGAAAUCAAGAAGAUGUUGAAUGGAAACAAAAUGAUUGCCAUCUGCCACUUGUUACCUUCAACCAGGCGAGAUUUCUUUAACUUAAGAGCAAAGUUCAUCCCAGUUGGAUUCAAUCUUCACAUCUUUAAUAAUUAUUGGGCAAAAGAGGCAAUAGAAAACUCAAAAUUCCAAAACCUCAACUUAUACAUGACCUCUAAUACAGCUUAUAUUACAAGUGAAGAGAACCGGGUCGUGGAUGUUGUUGGUAUUCUGCGGAAAACUGAAGGAAUCCAUCUGCUAGGUGGUCUUGUUGAAGGCAGGAUUUUGUCUCGAGAUGGUAUGAUGGAUCUGACCAAGUUACCUCCCCUGGACGUACUUCGGGGAGAACUGGUCACAAUUUUAGCCUCGGCCGCUGCCAAAACAUCGAGUGUGUUGGGCCAACACCAGCAGGAGCUGGCCAUCAACCUGGGCCAGUUGGCCAAACAAAAGCAAGAAGGCAGUGACACACCCCCAGCAUCUACAACAGAAGACAAUCAAGAACAAACGUAGUUCAUGGCUUCAGUGAUCUAUAAUGGAAUUUUUUCUGGACGUUCUAUUGUUAAUGUGUAAAAUGUGAACUGACCAUUCUGCUGUGUAAUGGCAUUGUAUUAAUGUUUUAAGGAACAAUAUGUCAAUGUAUUGUUGUUUUUUGUUUUGUUAAAAUAUUGCAUUUUAAUUACAUUUACAAACUACAUAAAAAAAUGUAUGAUGUGAUAGUGGUAGUGUUGACAAAAGCAAAUCAUUUCUGAAUCCAUUGACUUAACAUGCAGUGUUCACAAAUCAAGCAGUAUAAAUGUUGAAUAUAAAAGGGAUGUAAUUGUGGUGAUAAUAAAAGUUUUCUUGUCAACAAUAU